Molecule: messenger RNA, 2441 nt
Organism: Austrofundulus limnaeus
Lineage: Eukaryota; Metazoa; Chordata; Actinopteri; Cyprinodontiformes; Rivulidae
Gene: cog6
Product: component of oligomeric golgi complex 6
Exons: 20
Coding region: 9-2159 (716 amino acids)
Biological process (GO): intra-Golgi vesicle-mediated transport
Cellular component (GO): COG complex
Source: RefSeq, a predicted model, not a curated record
CCACCUUGAUGUUUCGGGACCCCACUUUGGGUCCCGACCCCAACUUUGGGAAACACUGCUGUAAGGGACGAUGGGAUCAGGAGCGUAGGAAAGAAAAAUAUGCUGACAAGGAUCUUGAAGGAAUGGGUGUUUCUACCCGGAUGGUGAUUCCAGACGGACCAAAACAGCCUUCGGAAAAGUUGACGUGGACGGGUGUUUGUACAAUGGCCGGGAAUAAAGUAGAAAAUUCGGCGGACAGCACCGCCUUAUCGUCGAACUCGAAUGUGCCUUCUCAGCCCAAUAACCCGCUUUCGAGGAAGCUCAACAAAAUAUUAGAAACGAGGCUCGACAACGACAAGGAGAUGCUGGAGGCUCUGAAGGCGCUGUCAGUGUUCUUCAGUGAAAACAGUUUGCGCACCAGGAGGAAUCUUCGAGGUGACAUCGAAAGGCGAAGUCUCACCAUCAACGAGGAGUUUGCACGAAUAUUUAAAGAAGUGAAAGAGGAGCUUGAAAAUGUUCAUGAAGACGUUCAGGCGAUGAGCACUUGCUGUGAAGAAAUGACCAACAGACUGAAGGCUGUAAAAGAGCAAACUCAAGACCUCAUUGUGAAAACCAACAAGCUGCAGGGAGAAAAUCAGCGGCUCGAAGUGAAAGCCCAGGUCGCUCAAGCUUUCCUCGCCAAGUUCCAGCUAACUAAUGAGGAAAUGGCCACACUACGAGGUACUCGAGAUGCACCCAUUACUGAGGAUUUCUUCAAAGUUCUGUCUCGGGUGAAACACAUACAUGAAGAUGUGAAAAUCCUCCUGAGAACCAACCAGCAAACUGCAGGGUUAGAGAUCAUGGAGCAGAUGGCGGUGUUACAGGAGACUGCGUACGAGCAGCUCUACCGCUGGGCUCAGAACGAAUGCCGAGGUCUGACUCAGGAGACAUGUGAUAUCAGUCCUGUGUUAACUCAGGCCAUGGAGGCCUUACAAGAUCGCCCUGUUCUUUACAAGUACACUCUGGAUGAGUUUGGGACCGCACGCAGAUGUGCUGUGGUCCGAGGCUUCAUCGACGCCCUGACCCGCGGCGGGCCAGGAGGUACUCCACGGCCCAUAGAGAUGCAUUCACAUGACCCUUUGAGGUAUGUUGGGGACAUGUUGGCCUGGCUGCAUCAAGCAACAGCCUCAGAGAAAGAGCAUCUUGAAGCUCUGCUGAAACAAGUCAUUCUGCAAGGCGUGGAAGAGAACAUGCAAGACGUGGUGGGACACAUCACAGAGGGAGUCUGCAGACCCCUGAAAGUGCGGAUAGAACAAGUCAUCGUGGCAGAGCCGGGCGCCGUUCUGCUUUACAAGCUGUCGAAUCUGCUGAAGUUCUACCACCACACAAUCAGCUCCAUCAUUGGAACCAGUGUUGCUUCUUUGCUCAUCACUAUUGAGGAAAUGCACCUCCUCAGUAAAAAGAUGUUCUUCAACAGCCUGAGUCUCCACGCAAGCAGACUCAUGGACAAGGUGGAGCUGCCGCCCCCGGACCUUGGACCUACAGCCUCCCUCAAUCAGACCCUGGCCCUCCUCAGGGAGGUGCUGGCUUCCCAUGACUCCUCUGUGAUUCCGCUCGACGCUCGCCAGGCUGACUUUGCUCAGGUUCUUUCUUGCAUCCUGGAUCCCCUCCUCCAGUUGUGCACUGUGUCAGCCAGUAACCUCGGCACCGCUGACAUGGCUACCUACAUGGUCAACUCACUGUACGUCAUGAAGACCACCCUGGCUCUGUUCGAGUUCACCGACAAGAGGCUUGAGAUGUUGGAGUUCCAGAUCGAGGCUCACCUUGAUACGCUGAUCAACGAGCAGGCGUCCUACGUGCUGACCAGAGCCGGGCUGAGUUACAUCUACAGCUGUGUGCAGCAGCACGGCGCAGAGCAGGGACCUUUGUCCCUCCUCCCUGGUAUGGACAACUCCUCUGUGAAAGCAGCCAUGGUCCAGUUUGACCGGUACUUGUCAUCGCCGGACACGCUUGUCAUGCCUCAGCUCAACUUCCUUCUGAGCGCCGCCGUCAAGGAGCAGAUUUUCCGUCAGUCAACAGAGCUGGUGUGCAGAGCCUACGGAGAGGUUUACGCAGCUCUGAACAGCCCCGCUAACACUUACAAAGACCCAGAAAACCUGGUACCCAGAUCCCCCCAACAGGUCCAGACCCUGCUGUCCUGAAACUCCUAAAUCUACCAGACUGUCCAGUCAAAUAUUUAAAGAGACGUGUAAUUUAUACAGCAUAUUAACACAAAUGUAAAUAAAAGUAGUUGUUUGGGUUCAGUUCUUUUUGGGAAAAGUGGGGCGUGUUGACCUCAGAAAUGUUCACAUGUAAAUAAAAAAUCAAAUAUAUGUUGCAUUUGUUGACCUGGUGCUGACAUUUUGUGUUACUGUUCUCUGUUGUGGAAAAAAUAAUCUGUAUGAAUUGACAUUUUGAACAUUAAACAAAAGGAAAAAAAAAAA